GAUAUUCAUAGUGAUAUCAAUUUGUUUAGAAAAUUAAAAAAGAACGUCAUCUAAUUGGUGAUGGCAGAAGAGAAAAAACGCUACAUAAACCGUUUUGAAUUAAGCAAGCAGCAAAAAAAGGACAUGAAGGAUGCUUUCGAUAUCUUCGACGUUGCAGGAAUCGGAAUGAUUGACUGCAAGGAGUUGAAAGUGGCCAUAAGAGCUUUAGGAUUUGAACCCAAUAAAACAGAGAUCAGAAAGAUGAUAGCCGAUGUGGACAAAGAAGAGAGCGGGCAGCUUUCGUAUGAAAAUUUUGUGGAAUUGUUAGCAAUGAAAAUGUCAGAACAGGACUCGGAAGAGGACAUUUUAAAAGCGUUCAGACUAUUUGACGAAGAGGAAAAAGGAAAGAUAAAUUUUGAAAAUAUUAGACGAGUAGCUAACGCUGUCGGAGAAGAUGUAACCGAUGAACAAAUCAUGCAGAUGAUUGAGGAAGCCGAUGAAGAUGAUGAUAAUGUAGUUUCUUUGAAGGAAUUCAAGAAAUUUAUGAAACAUUCCACUUUAUUUCUUUAAUUUUUUUUUGUAUUAAUUUUUAUUUCUAAUAAAUUUUUUAGAAUGUUAUAAAUUACCCAAAA
Messenger RNA from Onthophagus taurus, 611 nucleotides. Lineage: Eukaryota; Metazoa; Arthropoda; Insecta; Coleoptera; Scarabaeidae. The record is from RefSeq and is a predicted model, not a curated record.